AUGGGGACCUACCUUGGUAUUCCGGAAGACAUAAGUGGGUCCAAGAGCAAACUCUUUGCGUUUCUUAAGGAUAAGCUAAUGCAUAGAGUGAAUGGUUGGACAGGCAUGUGGCUAUCAAAAGGAGACAAGGAAGUACUGAUUAAAUCUAUUUUGCUAGCGCUCCCAACUUAUGUAAUGUCUUCUUUCCUUCUCCCCUUGGAGAUAUGCGAAAACCUAGCACGGGCUAUUGCUCAAUUUUGGUGGAGUUCAAAUCCACCGAAACGUGGAAUGCACUGGGCGAAAUGGGAAAGAGCAUGUCUACCAAGAGAGGAGGGUGGGAUUGGCUUUCGUUUGAUCCAUGAGUUUAAUCUGGCCCUUUUGGCGAAACAGCUAUGGAGGCUUAUCCAGUUCCCUGACUCUUUGGUUGCCCGGGUAUUGAGGGGAAGAUAUAUAGACUAA
Molecule: messenger RNA, 438 nt
Organism: Brassica oleracea var. oleracea
Lineage: Eukaryota; Viridiplantae; Streptophyta; Magnoliopsida; Brassicales; Brassicaceae
Exons: 1
Coding region: 1-438 (145 amino acids)
Source: RefSeq, a predicted model, not a curated record